Molecule: messenger RNA, 3392 nt
Organism: Piliocolobus tephrosceles (Ugandan red Colobus)
Lineage: Eukaryota; Metazoa; Chordata; Mammalia; Primates; Cercopithecidae
Gene: SPPL3
Product: signal peptide peptidase like 3
Exons: 11
Coding region: 488-1642 (384 amino acids)
Biological process (GO): membrane protein proteolysis
Cellular component (GO): Golgi-associated vesicle membrane; cytoplasmic side of endoplasmic reticulum membrane; lumenal side of endoplasmic reticulum membrane
Molecular function (GO): aspartic endopeptidase activity, intramembrane cleaving
Source: RefSeq, a predicted model, not a curated record
CCUCCGCCCCUCCUCCCCUCGGCGGGUGUGAUCGAGUGGCCUCGCCUCAUCGCCUAGCGCCCCCCUCAGCUGCCGCCGCCUCCGCCCGCCGGCCAUGUCCCCCGGCCGCCGCCGCCGCCGCCCGAGCGCGGCGCUCCUGCGGCCCGGCGCGCAGUGAGCACGGACCCAUCUUGCCGUUCGCCCGCCCCGGGGUCCCCUUGUUCUCCGCGCCGCCGCCGCCGCCGCCAUGUUGGGUUUGGAGCUGCAGCGGAGCCGCCGCCGCCGCCGCGGGUGAGGGAGGCCGAGAGCGGAGCCCGCCCCGCCCCGGGGCCCAGGGAGCGGGGCCGCCUCGGAGCCCGGCCUCUCCCCGCCAGCCGCCUUCCCGGCCUGCCGUGCAACCAGCGAGCGAGCAAGCACCGGACCCCGGCCGCGCCUUCAGCUACGGCCCAAGCGAACCCGCCCCCGGGCCCGGCCACAGCCUGCAGCGGAGCCCACGAGAGGCAGCGCCAUGGCGGAGCAGACCUACUCGUGGGCCUAUUCCCUGGUGGAUUCCAGUCAAGUGUCUACAUUUCUGAUUUCCAUUCUUCUUAUAGUCUAUGGUAGUUUCAGGUCCCUUAAUAUGGACUUUGAAAAUCAAGAUAAGGAGAAAGACAGUAAUAGUUCUUCUGGGUCUUUCAAUGGCAACAGCACCAAUAAUAGCAUCCAAACAAUUGACUCUACCCAGGCUCUGUUCCUUCCGAUUGGAGCAUCUGUCUCUCUUUUAGUAAUGUUCUUCUUCUUUGACUCAGUUCAAGUAGUUUUUACAAUAUGUACGGCAGUUCUUGCAACGAUAGCUUUUGCUUUUCUUCUCCUCCCGAUGUGCCAGUAUUUAACAAGACCCUGCUCACCUCAGAACAAGAUUUCCUUUGGUUGCUGUGGACGUUUCACUGCUGCUGAGUUGCUGUCAUUCUCUCUGUCUGUCAUGCUCGUCCUCAUCUGGGUCCUCACUGGCCAUUGGCUUCUCAUGGAUGCACUGGCCAUGGGCCUCUGUGUCGCCAUGAUCGCCUUUGUCCGCCUGCCGAGCCUCAAGGUCUCCUGCUUGCUUCUCUCAGGACUUCUAAUCUAUGAUGUCUUUUGGGUAUUUUUCUCAGCCUACAUCUUCAAUAGCAACGUCAUGGUGAAGGUGGCCACUCAGCCGGCUGACAAUCCCCUUGACGUUCUAUCCCGGAAGCUCCACCUGGGGCCCAAUGUUGGGCGUGAUGUUCCUCGCCUGUCUCUGCCUGGAAAACUGGUCUUCCCAAGCUCCACUGGCAGCCACUUCUCCAUGUUGGGCAUCGGAGACAUCGUGAUGCCUGGUCUCCUGCUGUGCUUUGUCCUUCGCUAUGACAACUACAAAAAACAAGCCAGUGGGGACUCCUGUGGGGCCCCUGGACCUGCCAACAUCUCCGGGCGCAUGCAGAAGGUCUCCUACUUUCACUGCACCCUCAUCGGAUACUUUGUAGGCCUGCUCACUGCUACUGUGGCGUCUCGCAUUCACCGGGCCGCCCAGCCCGCCCUUCUCUAUUUGGUGCCAUUUACCUUAUUGCCACUCCUCACGAUGGCCUAUUUAAAGGGCGACCUCCGGCGGAUGUGGUCUGAGCCUUUCCACUCCAAGUCCAGCAGCUCCCGAUUCCUGGAAGUAUGAUGGAUCACGUAGAAAGUGACCAGAUGGCCAUCAUAGUCCUUUUCUCUCAACUCAUGGUUUGUUUCCUCUUAGAGCUGGCCUGGUACUCAGAAAUGUACCUGUGUUUAAGGAACUGCCGUGUGACUGGAUUUGGCAUUUAAAGGGAGCUUGUCUGCAGGAGAGAGGUGCUGGAGCCCCGUCUGGUUCCUUCUCUUCCUGCAGAUGUAGAGGUGGGGCCCCUUCCAAGAGAGACAGGCCUCUCCCCGGCGCUCCUCCCUCCCACGUUUUUAUGGAUCUGCACCAGACUGUUACCUUGUUGGGGAGAUGGAGAUUUGACUGUUUAAAAACUGAAAACAGCGAGGAGUCUUUCUAGAACUUUUGAACACUAAAAGGAUGGAAAAAAUUAGCAAACCGAAGUUUCUUCAAUGACCCCUCGAGAACUUUGGGACCAGUUUCCUAUGGGGGACUCAGUUUCAGAGAACUGAGACAGAAGCUCUUCUGUCGUUAUAUUCUUCUUUCCUUUUUUUGGAUUUAUUAAAUAUUUUCUGUGGUGUGAAGUGACUUAUUAAAUCCACAGACAUUGAGUGACUUCUUACAACAUCCACAUAAGGAUUUGUUGUAAUGAGUUCAUGUCCACCCUGAUGUUGUGUUGGCAGUGAACAAGGGCACGGUUUUUAUACAUACGUACAUAUAUAUAUAUACACACACACACAUAGAUAUAUAUGAAUAAACAAAAAUGAAAUCCUGCUAAGAUCACGCUGUGUAGCUGACAGGGGCUUGCUGUCGUUUUGAGCAUGUCGAGCAGUUUACUGGCUUCCUUGUAUAUGGAUAAGCUGCUGUCCUUCCCCUUCACAACUGACUCCGCAGUUACAAACCAGUAUAGCAUUUGUGCUGAUAGACUCAUGGACUUUAGGAGCCCUAACUUGGUUUUGAUCAGUGUAGCAAAUUAGGGAUGAAGAGUUCAAACCUUCUCGGCCCUUUCUUUCUUUUCUAGGCUUCUCCCUUGCAGGGUGUUCCGUAGUUUCUUCUCGAGCCAAUGCAUGUAUUAUAGCAGCAGGUGUCUUUGUGCUUUUUCAUCAUAGUAAUGUACUACUUGUAAAUACAUUUUUCUAUUUUCUAUUUUUUUGUAUUUUUUUUUUUUGACAUUUUGUUUCAUUGGUGUGCUGUAUAUUUUCCAUGCCCUCACUCCUUUAAGAAAAAAAAAAAAAAAGGAAAAAAGCAACACGAUCCUGUCCUUGCUGUUGUGAUUAUAGUCUUGGUUUACCUGUGGUGACAGAUGGGUGUGGGGGACACAUGUCAAAUGCCCCUCUGAGGUGGGCCCUAAAUUCCAGGAGCUGGGGAAAGAGCCAGCUGCUCUGUCCUGAGAGCCUGGCCCUGUGCUGUGGUCUCUGCUGCAAGCCCAGAGUUCUGGGAGUAACUAGUGUUAGGUCUGCUGGCCUUUACCUAAGCAGCCCCUGCCUGGUAAGAAGGCACCCAUUGUUCAGAGGCAGAGAGAAGCCUGCAGUUGGCAUGAGGAUGCCUGACGACAAAGGCUGGAGAAGGGCCCUGAGUCCCAGCCUCUCCCCAAGGGUCCCCGCCCCAGUGGCUCCCUCUGUCUUGACCUGUGUAAUGAACUGGUGUGCUGUGUCACUGUGGCUUGAGCUCACAGGGGGCACCCAUCCUGCUGUCAACAGAGCCUGAAGCAAUCAGGGUGUCGGAUUCCUCUGUUGUUGUCAUCAAAUCCUGCUGAGGGGUUUCUGGGGUUUUGUUUUUAAUAAAUGAUUCCUUUGUA